Aspergillus alliaceus is the source of this 1446-nucleotide messenger RNA. Its product is annotated as putative heme/steroid binding domain protein. Bases 346 to 1098 code for a protein of 250 amino acids. The transcript is spliced from 2 exons. Gene Ontology annotation, cellular component: endomembrane system; membrane. NCBI's taxonomy places the organism in Eukaryota, Fungi, Ascomycota, Eurotiomycetes, Eurotiales, Aspergillaceae. The record is from RefSeq and is a predicted model, not a curated record.
UUCUACCAAUAGGAAACCCAGCAAUUAACACCACCUGAUUAGAAAGCUCAGCUCCAAGCUCUACCUACUAGUAAUCCCAUCACAAACCCAACUUUAAAUCCUUCCAAGCAGUCAUCUACUUCCAACGUCCCAACCCAAAACCAGAUAGAUGAAAAUAAAAGAACACUACAGAAAGGUGUCACGUUGUCAUCUCACCACCCGAAACACAAGCGGAGAACCAACGGAAAUUAAACCCUCCGUCCGCUCUCCAACCUACACUCACUAUAAGAAUGAAGUAAAAAUACUUCCCAAAUUCCAACCCCGUGAAGCAAUAUCUAUAUUUAGCUACCAACCUCAUCCAAGACCAUGUCGUCCCUCCGUCAGCGACAACAACAACAACAGCCCACCAAAGAACCAUCCACCCCCCAACCCCGAUCAACCGCCCCAGUGAAGCCGUCCAACCGCAAUGCCAAAACCGGCCCCAGCAUCCUAGACAUCAUCCGCGUGCUGGUUACCCUCGUCGUCGCAUCAUGCGGCCUAUCCUACUACAUGACGUCGUCCGAGUCCGUCCUCUGGGGCUAUAGACCCUGGUUCACCAGAUGGCCCGUCUUAAUCCGGUACCUGCAAGGACCCCUAACCCUCACGCCCCAGCAGCUAUCCCUCUACAACGGCACGGACACCUCCCUGCCAAUCUACCUAUCCAUUAACGGUUCUGUCUUCGAUGUAUCCGCCAACCCGCUCGUGUACGGACCGGGCGGACACUACAAUUUCUUCACGGGGAAGGACGCCACGCGGGCGUUUGUGACGGGGUGUUUCCAGGAGGACCAGACACACGAUCUGCGGGGCGUGGAGGAGAUGUUCAUGCCGAUUGACGAGGAGGCGGAGCUGAAGGCGUUGAGCAGUGGGGAGAAGAAGAUUCGGCGAGAGCAGGAUCGGAGGUUGGCGAGGGCGAGUGUGCAGAAGCAGGUGGCGCAUUGGGAGAAUUUCUUCCGGCAUCAUAAGAAGUAUUUUGAGGUGGGGAGGGUGGUCGGGUUGGAGGUUCCCGAGAAAGAGAGGGAGCUUUGUCAGAGUGCGAGGCAGCAGAGGCCGAAGAGGAGUAGUUUGAAUAAGAGGAAUUAAUUGGGUGAUUGUAUGUACGUGUAUAGUAUGGAUGGGCUUUGUAACUUUUUUUUUUUUUUUGGUUGCGGCGGGUCUUAUCGUUGGGCUACGUAUUUGCUGGGAUUAUGUUCUCUGCUCUUAUCUGUCGUGGUCCUUACGUCUGUUCCCUGCGGGGAAGGUAUUGAGUCGUGGGUGUGUAUAUGGGCUUUACUUGAUACGUUCAACAGCGUGGAUGAUAUGACUUCACUCCGAAAUUGAUUGAUUCAUUGAACCACUAUACAUCAUUUGCCCAGCCAAGCUUCCGAAUUUGAGAGAUAUCAUUCGUAAAAUGGAAAAGGUCCGCGAGAAAAGACUAGUGAGGAAACGUUU